Molecule: messenger RNA, 1723 nt
Organism: Leptinotarsa decemlineata (Colorado potato beetle)
Lineage: Eukaryota; Metazoa; Arthropoda; Insecta; Coleoptera; Chrysomelidae
Product: UPF0415 protein C7orf25 homolog
Source: RefSeq, a predicted model, not a curated record
UGGUGACAGGUAACAGUACAUGCCUUUCUGUUGUCUGUAGGUUAUUUCCAAUUACUUUCCAAAGUUAUAAUUUUGUUGUUGCUGAGCAUUAAUUAAAAUGAAUAUGAAAAUAGCAAACAAUGAAAAUGUGGAUCUGAAGGAGUUAGCUCUGAUGAAGAUCAAUUUCGGAGAUAAAUUAUUGGAACUUAUUGAAGAUUUCAAAGCCAUUGAGGGUUCCCAAAAAUUAUAUAGAAAAAUUGGCCAAGAAUUAAAAUUUUUAAAAAAGGCCUAUAAAAACAAUUCAAUCAAGAAAGAACACUUGCAGUGCUCAAAUCUGACACAUUUCUCAGCACUAAUAGAUACUUUAAAAGAUGUAAAAACCUGUCAGAGCAUAAAUAAAAUUUUCACUUUGGAAGACCAUAAAAUACAUGUGGAUAUAAUAAGUGAUAAUGGACUCACCUGGAUUAAGGUCAUUGCUAGGAACCCCAAGUCAUUGAGCCAGAUUUGUUUGGGAAAUGGUAGUUAUGGGGUUAAAAGUAUUAUUGACCAAGCUGAAGAGUAUGUUAAGUGUGCAAAGCUCUAUCCCUGUUUAUUUCAAACUCCGAAGAUAGUUUUUGUGUUUUCAAAUGGAAUAGGCAGUCAUAUUGCUGCCAAGCUUGAAUCGUAUGGAAUUACUGUUAAAGGAGAUAGGUUGAGUGAUUCUCCUCUCAAUUUUGAUGGCAGUUCAGAGUCAGAUGAAUCUGAUCAAGAUGAUUAUAUGUUACAAAGUCCAACUAAUACUGCAGAUUUAUCUACAGAGAAUAUUAGUAACAUUAGUAAAGUCAAUCUAGACGUUUCAGCCAUGUUAGCCUACUGUAGUUCAGUAACAAAUGGAAGUGCUGAGUUACUUGAUUUUGAUGUUCCUGUUUUAAAGCAGCAAGCUGAAUGGGAAAGGCUUAGACCACAAAAACCAAUAUUAGAUGCAGUGUUUGAAGGAAAAACGUUAUAUUGCUGUGAGACAGCAAGGGACAAUUUUUUGAAUAUUGUUGAUACUGUUGGGGGACCCAGUGAAAAAGUUAGAGCCCAUCAACUUCUUAAUAGACUCAUAGUUCUACCAGAUGAUGCAGAUUUCAGGCAGACAGAAAAUGACCACAAAUCCCACAAAAUAUUCGAAAAAGUACAAUACAGCGAUGAAAAAAAAUUGAAACCUGGGGGAAAGAUAAAAGAGAGGUCCCUAAUUAUUUUUACAUUUGGUGAUCAAAUUCAGGCAGUCACUGUUACUGCUAACGAUGGAUUCGUUAGAGCUGCUAAACAACAGAUUUUGAAUUAACUUAAAUUCAGAAAAACAAGUCCAGGAUUCCUGCCAACAUGAAAUACAAAGAAAAAAAUUUGACAAUUCCCAAUACAAUGUGAGUGGUAUAUGACCUAUCUAAUCCUGAUAACUUUCGGAUAGGUGGUCUCAAUACUUGCUCUACUAAUGAUCAUAUCUCUCUGAAAGUGAAUACUGAUUGUGACAAUAUUAAGAUAUCAAAGAAACUCAAAAAUUUAAUUACUUCUGGGGUUGACAAUAUACUCAGAUUCCAUAUAAAGGACUGCCAACCACUGAAAGAGUGAAACGAUUCCUUGGCUUCAACUAUGAUUUUCAAUAUAAUUAACGGAAGAAUAGACUGCCCGUAUUCAAUAUCGCGGUAAGAAAUUACGUUAUAAAAUUACUCCUUAAACCAAUUUUCUAGUCAGCUCAGUAUGUAAGCUUUUCAACUUAAUA